AGCCAUAAAACUUUCCCCUAAAAAAUAACAAAUAAAAAAUAAAAAAUAAAAAAAAAUCCUCUGAAGCAGUACUAGUAGUUGCCGAUCGGCGAUUCUUCUUCUUAAAUUGUUUUUUGGAUUUGAAGAAAAACUCCAAUCUUUUUUCUCUUUAAUUCCAACAAAUUUGGGGGAUUCGCUAGACUUCAUCGGCAAAGGUUUAAUGAAUUCUGAGUAUUCGGUAGAAAUCUGCUUUUUUCCAGAUGGCUUUGCAAGAUCAAUUACAUAAGUUCCAGAAGCAGCAAGAGAAAUGCCAGUCAACUCUUACCAGUAUUGCAUCUUCUAAGGCUAAACCUGUUCAGAAAUCAGCAGUGCUUAUAGCACCAAACAGGCCUCCGGCUCCUGCUAUCAAGUUUUCUAAUGAUACAGACAGACUCCAGCACAUUAACAGCAUUAGGAAAUCCCCAGUCGGAGCUCAGAUCAAGCGAGUUAUUGACCUGCUGUUGGAGACAAGGCAAGCCUUUACACCAGAGCAAAUAAAUGAAGCAUGUUAUGUGGAUGCGAAUGCAAACAAAGCUGUGUUUGACAGUCUAAGGAAUAAUCCAAAAGUUCACUAUGAUGGGAAGCGCUUUUCUUACAAGUCCAAGCAUGAUAUUAAGGACAAAAAUCAGCUUCUUUACUUAAUAAGGAAAUUUCCAGAGGGUAUUGCUGUUAUUGAUCUCAAGGAUGCAUACCCAACUGUGGCAGAAGACUUGCAGAAUUUGAAGGCAACGGGUCAUAUUUGGCUUCUUUCGAACUUCGAUUCCCAAGAGGAUAUUGCUUACCCAAACGACCCAAAGGUUCCAAUUAAGGUUGAUGAUGACCUUAAACAGCUAUUUCGUGGAAUUGAAUUACCCCGUGAUAUGCUGGACAUUGAGAAGGAUCUCCAAAAGAAUGGUCAGAAGCCUGCCACCAACACAGCAAAGAGGAGAGCCAUGGCACAGGUUCAAGGCAUUUCCUCCAAGCCAAAAACCAAGAAGAAGAAGCAUGAGAUAAGCAAGAGGACCAAGCUAACCAAUGCACAUCUUCCGGAGCUUUUCCAGAAGCUAAAUGGGUCCUGAUUCAUGAAGUCAGUUCAAGCUGUCAUUGGACUCAUAAAGCACGGAUUCUCAUCUGUUGGCUGAUCCGGCAUUCUCACAAAGCAUGAUGGAUUGUGUAGAUAGGAAAGUACAAUUUACCAGUUGAAAUUGAUUUCAUGGAGUAGCACUUUGCAGCCAUUUGUGUUUAAUUGUAUUUUUGUAACAGUAUCUAAUGGAAAACCAUUUUGGUACGACUCCUUUGAGAUUGUCUCUCAAUCACAGAGCUUCAGUAAUACAAUGUUUUUUGAGAUUUUAUUUUA
Molecule: messenger RNA, 1354 nt
Organism: Ziziphus jujuba (common jujube)
Lineage: Eukaryota; Viridiplantae; Streptophyta; Magnoliopsida; Rosales; Rhamnaceae
Exons: 5
Coding region: 240-1076 (278 amino acids)
Biological process (GO): transcription initiation at RNA polymerase II promoter
Cellular component (GO): transcription factor TFIIE complex
Source: RefSeq, a predicted model, not a curated record